GACAUUACACACCAUUCAAACAAACUAAGAAAAAGAAUAGAAAACAAAGAAAACAAAAAUGGCAACAAGCAUGAAAUUAGCAUGUGUUGCUUUGGUGAUGUGCAUGGUAGUUAUUGCGCCUAUGGCAGAAGCUGCUUUGUCAUGUGGAACUGUAUCCGGUGAUUUGGCUCCAUGCCUUACUUAUCUUCAAGCUCCUAAUAAUGCCAGUCCUCCACCGCCAUGCUGUGCAGGAGUGAAGAAGCUUCUUGGUGCUGCCACCACGACGCCUGAUCGUCAGGCUGCCUGUAACUGCUUGAAAUCAGCUGCCGGUUCUAUUUCUAGAUUGAAUACUAACAAUGCUGCUGCUCUCCCGGGCAAAUGCGGUGUUAGCAUUCCUUACAAGAUCAGUACCUCCACCAACUGUAACACCAUUAAGUUUUGAAGAUGAUGGUGCGGUUUCAAGAUUAUCUUAUGGAAACUUCUCACUAGUAUAUGAGAGUGCCAAUAAGUCCUACUGUUGUUAAGAAUAAUAUCCAACGAGAGUGAUGAAGGCUUAUCUUAUAUGUGGUCCUAUCUUCUUGUUGUACUAGAAUGUUUUGGAUUGUCACUUGCUUCAUGUGUGUCCUUGUAUCAAUAUACAUCUCCAUAUAAUGAAAUCUUAUAAUUGGGGUGUUA
Molecule: messenger RNA, 654 nt
Organism: Lathyrus oleraceus (garden pea)
Lineage: Eukaryota; Viridiplantae; Streptophyta; Magnoliopsida; Fabales; Fabaceae
Source: RefSeq, a predicted model, not a curated record